AUGCACUCCUAGAAUCAACUCAUUCUUGCGCAGCCCAGCAUUCGCUAUUAUCUAGCUACCCUUUAGUGAGCGAGUCUUAUACCCUUUGCUUUUUGUAAUAUCUGGCGUUACAGAUUGGCGACCUUCAAUAUUCAUGGUUUCGGUGGUUUGGGUCAGCAAGAGCUGGAUUCGUCAUAGCUUCGUUCAGCCUUGUGAGCUCACUCCGUGAAGUUGGCUUACACUCGUAUUUAUCCUGUGUAAGCCAAGGCUUCUAUCUGCAGCCUGAUGAAAGCUUACCUCGUGUACUUAACAUAUUCUUUCCGCGCUUCCAGCGAAGCUUUCAUCGCUGAUUUACAAUAUCGCAUCGGUCGGCGACACUGCAAUGGCGACAGUAGAUCAUCUCCCAGGGCGGUAUGAGCACUGGAAGAGAUACCCAGAAAAGUUGGUUCCGCAGGACGAAUAUGUCAUCGUCUCAAUAUGUGAAAACAGCGAGGGUAUCAAAUAUAAAGAGGAAACAUUACAAGAUAGUGAUAUACCAGCUCAUUGUAGGAAAACAGCUACGCCAACUUCGGAUACGAAGUGGUCUCUGGAACUUGUUGUGAGUGCCGGUUUAUUUAGCGCUAAUGGACCAAAUGUUGUUCCCUAUUCAUUGGGCUCCAUUGAAGCUUUACGCUCACACUGGCACAUCCCGUACGACUACGUUCCUUCGUUUGGGGCGGCUCCAGAAGUAUCUAUGGCAUUCACUCCUAUACUAGGCAAUGGCAACUGGAAGGGCUAUGUCCAAGCUUUGACCAACAAGAUUACAGUCAUUCAUGAUAGCCAAACGCGACGGGCAUUUGGCGUCUGUCUCGUGGAGGAUAUAGAGGCUCAUGAUCUCAAAGAGCGUCUUGAAGGCGCCAAAACCUUUGCAUCAAAUCCACUUCUUGCACCGGUAAUUCUACUUUCAAUGGACGUAAACGGGCUCCGGUUGAUAGGAAGAGGAGUUUAUGAGGAUUGUGAAGCAGUAGAAGCCGCCACAGGCUACAAUGAUAGAAGAUCUGAGAACACCUUGGAUCAGAUGGCAGAUUUCACAGGAAUACCCCAGCGGCUAAAGGUACUUUCGUCCCGCGUUGCAACCAUCGCGUACUUUUGCUCCUGCAUAUUCCGAACAAUCGAUCGCUUGGAGAAUUUACUUCAAGGCCUACAGGAUGUAUAUUCCAACGAUGUCUCCACGGCGCUGCAAGAAAAAAUGGUGUACUUUCGAGAAUGCUCAGCAAGUAUCAGUCUCACAGCAGACCGAAGCGAUAAACUCGUUCAGUCCAUGGUACAAACCGUGAAUGCAGAAUUACAGCAAAGAGAUAACCAACUGAAUCACCGAUACGGGGCCGAUAUGCGACUCAUCACAGCGAUCACUCUCAUAUUCUUGCCCGCAACCUUUGUUGCAACCUUCUUCAGUACUACGUUCUGGGACUUUUCUCCGGACAAUAAUGGCGCGAAGGUGACUUACUGGGUGUAUCUGUACUUUGUAGUUACGAUAGGUCUGACUCUGUUGGUGCUCACUGUGUGGAGGAGAUUUAGUGCGUUCAAACGACUGACAAUGGAAACGGUACAUUUAGGGCGCCGAAUGCCUUUAUUGGGACGGCUGAUACGAGAGAAAAAGGUGGAUGAUGUAGAGUCCGGAAAAAAAGGUGAUUAAGGCAUAUCUUUUGGUUCACAUGAUCUUUGGUUAGAAUCUUCCAACUGACAUAGCCAAAUAAGCAUGUGUUCAAUGAUAAUGUUCAUUUCGUUCUGGCAGAGCGGAUGAGGUAAACCUCAACC
Alternaria rosae is the source of this 1776-nucleotide messenger RNA. RefSeq lists its product as uncharacterized. Gene Ontology annotation, molecular function: cobalt ion binding; cobalt ion transmembrane transporter activity; magnesium ion transmembrane transporter activity. Gene Ontology annotation, cellular component: membrane. Bases 362 to 1654 code for a protein of 430 amino acids. Lineage: Eukaryota; Fungi; Ascomycota; Dothideomycetes; Pleosporales; Pleosporaceae. The record is from RefSeq and is a predicted model, not a curated record. The transcript is spliced from 6 exons. Gene Ontology annotation, biological process: metal ion transport; transmembrane transport.